Messenger RNA from Python bivittatus (Burmese python), 9217 nucleotides. Lineage: Eukaryota; Metazoa; Chordata; Lepidosauria; Squamata; Pythonidae. The record is from RefSeq and is a predicted model, not a curated record.
UGGCUGGUAACUUGUAACUUGGAAAGGUGCCAAGGAUGGAAAUCAUUGAACAGAGAUGAAAUUAUUUUGCCCAGUGUUUGACUAUAUUGGGCACCGUCUGGAAGUCUGUGCUAAUUUAGUGUCAUUGGUUUGGAUUCUGCAUGUACUAAGGAACUGGACAGCUGAUUUGUGUUUCUUGUUGGAGUUUCUACGAUAUGAGAAUGGAAGGGAGAAUUGCAUGGAGUGAUGAAAUGUUUGCCAGUUCACUGCAGAAAGGAGGCCACACCUCAAGAUUGUCCUGCAUGCUGAUCGGCUGUGGAUUUAUGGAGGGGCCUGGGCGCACCUUUGAGCACUGCCACGCGCAACAUUCCACCCGUUGAGAGAGGACAGUGCCCUGCCCAAACCUGGCCCAGACCCCUUGGGCUUCACCAUUCAGAUAUCCUGUGGAUGGCUAUUGAAGUCAAAGGAAAACUUCUGCUGGCAGUUGCCCCAUCCUGAGCAGCCCCGGGCUCCCAUCACUGCCCCCAAAUAUUUUACAUAUCCAGAUGGGGUAACGUGACAGCCCAAGAGGAACACCAGCGGUUUCGCUGAAUGCAGAGGCCUUUCUAACAAGACGAGAACGAAGAAGGGAAGCUGGGCGACACUGAAGGACGACUACUUAAAAUGCACACUACGGAUUUUUUUUAAAAGAGAAAAAAGUAUUACUCAGCAUCAAGCACAGGGUUCUUUUUUCUAAUUGGAGGAUUUAGAGAAUCCAACAUUACUCUAUUUGCACAACGUUUGUAUUGAUUGAGGGGAAAGAAAGUCUUGUCGAACUCUCAUAACUUUGUUCUCCUUUCGCUUUGCAAUUCAUUUUUUCUCGGGAGGUGGUUUUGUUUUUUUGACCCAGCCCCUCCAGUCAAUCUUGUUUUGUCUCCACCAUGGCCCGCAUGAACAGGCCUGCACCUGUGGAAGUGUGCUACAAGAAUAUGAGGUUUCUGAUAACCCACAACCCAACCAAUGCCACACUGAACACUUUCAUUGAGGACCUGAAGAAAUAUGGGGCAACCACAGUUGUGAGAGUGUGUGAAAUAACAUAUGACAAGACUCCACUGGAAAAGGAUGGCAUUAAAGUGAUGGACUGGCCAUUUGAUGACGGAGCUCCACCGCCCAACAAAAUUGUGGAUGACUGGCUCAACCUGCUGAAGACCAAAUUCUGUGAAGACCCCGGCUGCUGUGUCGCUGUCCAUUGCGUAGCUGGCCUGGGACGGGCUCCGGUUCUUGUUGCGCUGGCCCUGAUUGAGAGCGGGAUGAAAUACGAAGAUGCCAUUCAGUUCAUUAGACAGAAGCGCCGAGGAGCCAUCAACAGCAAGCAGCUGACUUACCUGGAGAAAUACCGACCCAAGCAGCGUCUGCGUUUCAAGGAUCCCCAGAACCACAAGAAUAAAUGCUGCAUUAUGUAACCUCAGUGAUGUCCCCUUGCUGCAACACACCCAAGGGGAAGACAAAACCAUGCCACACACAAAUGCACAGGGCUUGACUUCUGAAGUUGCAAAGGACUUUUUGCCACAACUUUUCCUUUGAGUUUCCCCAAGGAAGAGGAGAGCUGAGUGUCCCCUUGUUGGUUUCAAAGGCUCGAAAUGACAGCAUUUUUUCCCUUCUUUCCCCAAAUAUUUGUCUUGUCAAAAGCUCUUUGUAAUGACAUCAACCUGCAAUGCAAUAACUCUUCAGUGUCCUCUUUCUCUAGAAAACUGAUCAAUGAAUGAACUAACUAAAGUAGAUACAGUAGGGUUGGGAGGCCUGUAGUUAAGCCCACUUAUUUCUGGGCAGAGAGAAAUCUAGAUACACAGAGAAGCAAAGUUGGUUGGGCUACAAAGGGCGCUGUGCUGUGCUUGGUUGGUUUUCAUGCUUGAAGAGGUAGCUGUGGCAUUCUUUCUUGCAAGAGUUGUGAGGAUUCAGCCAAUCCAUUGAACAGAUGAGAAGUCACCCGUUCUGUUUAAGUAAAUCCAGUGGUGUGCUUUACACAUCAUGAUCCCCCUCCCCUCCAGCUGUGUGCCGUUUCUCCAUGCACAUCACACUGCACUUGGCUCUAGCCCAUGAAGUCAUAAAAUUCCCACUGAUUCCAUAAGUGUGCUAUCUUUGGGUGUCUUGGGGACGAAUGUGGUUGAUGUUGAAGUUGGGGGCAGGGUUGGAGGAGGUGGUCUCUUGAAGUGAGAACUGAAGGGUUCAAGAAGGUAUGGAAUAAGGUUUGGGAACUGGAAACAGGAAUAGGAUGAGGGAGUGAUUGGGUGUGCGGAAUGGCACUUGAUUUGGAAAUCUCAUUUGACGGGAUUCCUGCCAUCAUUUGGCCACAGUAGGUUCAGACAGGUUGAAUGGCUCCGUGCAUUUUGAGGAAGAAGGAACAGAGCACUUUGACUUCAUGGAACUAGAGGUAACUCCGUUUUUACUAGUUUCUCAAAUGUGUGUGUAGUACAUUUUUGUACAUACUUCCUCACCACUCCUGCUCUGCAUUUACCCACUUCAGGCCUGGUUACUUGUGAGACAGAUUACAGCCUCUCACUUGUAGUUCUUUGACUUGGGUCUGUCCUCUUAUCACAGUGAGCAGUCAUAUACGUCCAAUAGCCAGCAACUAUGUUUUAUCCAUGGAAACGUAUAUGCCUGCAGGGGGUUGGGGGCAUCUCCUGGUCCCACAGACAGACCAAGACUUGUUUCUGCUAAGCCAGAGGAUCUCCUGAGUCAGCACAGUUUGUCAGCUGCAGUUGAAUUCAUGAAGUAGUUGAGACUUCUUAUCUGUCCUUCUGUUUAUAUCUAUUUUUAUUGCUGUCUGGUUUUUAUGCAAACUGAUAAGCAUCUUGAGAGUUGUGGGUAGAAGGGCAGGAAAUGAAAUUUAGAAAUGGAAAAUAAGAAAUGUUUCAUCAAACCCUGAAAUAAAUCCAUCCAGUAAAAAUUCAAAGAGGGCGGGGAAGCUGGUGGUCUUCUUUCCUUGGAGAGCUGGCUCCUGUCUGCAUAUUUCAGGUGUGUGGCUGGAAGAAUGUUAUGGGAGAAAAUUCCCUGCACUUCUGAGUCCUGUCCUGGGUGUUACAGUCUGAGGCUAGAGAAUGGCAGCCCUUCCUGUAGGCCAGCUCAAGAAACAGACUCCACAAGAUUCAUUGGAACUCCACUGUAUGGAUGAGGGCCAUAGUAACAGAACUUCAGAUGCCUAACUACGUUUUCUCUUCCCUCCCUCUCAUAGAAAAGAGAGUUAAGGCAGAGCCAGUUUAAGUUCCUUUCUGACAUUGUCUUCCUGUCCCAGGCUUAAAUCCUGGUUUGCUAGCUGCUAUAACGUUCCUCCAAGAUCAUCUCUGGGGUCCUCUAUGGAGAAAGAGACAAAAGGAACCAGGAGGUUGGAAAUGGAGGCCUGAAAUUGAUAAGUAAGGUGUCACCCUCAGCUUUGGUUAUUUAGGGAUGAUCAGAUUGUCCUAGAAAGAUUUAUGAGCUUAGAUUCUGGAUGAAGGGUGCUCGUUUGGUUUGUGUUGUUAUCCCUGGGGAAGAGGACCAGUGAAUAAGUGAUAAGAGUUUGUCCACCUGCCUUGACCCCUACAGAGUUCUUGUGACUUUGAAGACAAGGAUUCAGCAAUUGGAGGGAGAAGAAGAGCUUGGCUCAUAGUUUUAUGUAGCUCUUUGUAGGUUGCAAGAGAGAACCAGAAGCUCCAAAACCAUUGUCAUCUCUUUUGUUUUCUCUCAAAGCACUUCUGUGUGUACUGCUGCAUAAAUUCUUGACUAAAAUUUCAAGAUGCUAGCUUGGCUUUGGGAUCUGUGGCUUGGCUUGUGAGGAGGAACAUCCUAUCCUGAAGUUUCCAUCGUUGCCCUAUUCUUUUUAAACAUGCUGCAAUGGUCCAUGGAGGAUCUUUCCAAAUCAUUGCAAAGCAGUGACCUUAAAAGAGUUGGGUUGAUUGAAGCCCACUGUAGACAAAUCUUGCGUUGGGGGUGGGCUGAAUUAACACAAGUCCAUCCACUUGUUCAUAAGGGGCUGGUUUGUCCAUCUAGUUAGAUACAGGCUAUUGUGAAUGUUGACUGUGAAUCAUAAUUUUGGAUGGAAAAAAUCAGAAGGAUUCUGGUAGCACUUUUUCCAAAUUUUAAAAAAUAUAUAUUAAAGGGUAUAAGCUUUAGUAAGCUACAGCUCACUUCAUCAGAUGCAUAAUUUUGGAUCGUGGUUUUUCCCAUUCUUGUUCAGUAAGAUACAGUAAUAAGGCAUAGCCAUCAGACCUAUCGGGAAUGGAGGUUCGAACUUUCUGCAUCGAAGGCACAUCCUUUUUUUACUGAGCUCUACAUGGUCUGCCUUAAGUGGUGCUCCAGAGAGGAACUCCUCCAGACUUCUUUGUAGAAGAGAUGGCUUCCUUGCAUCUCACUUUGGAAAGGAUUCUUGGCAAGGGAGCGGCCUCUUUUCCUUUCUCCAAAUUAUUGUAGAUUGUUCCAACAUAGCAUUGUAUUCAGGAGCAGGAAGAACCGUUCCUUCCAGCCUAGCAAAUCUGUUCAUAGAGAGGCCCACUGAUAUCAUUAAACCCAGCCCUAUUUGACGCAGGAAUCCAAACUGAAGCAUCCCAGACAGAUGAUUGUCCAUCUUCCACCUGAGCACAUCCAACAAAAGGGAGGCCACCACCUCUCUGGGACAUUAGUUCCACUGUUUUUACUGAUGAGACAUUUUUCUUCACCUUCAACCAGAAUGUGAACAAGUUAACCCUACUGUUUUUAUUUAGAGUUUUUAGCAGCUGUUAAAAUCUCCAAGAGUAGCCAUUCAUCUUUCAUAUGCCUCAAACUGUGGCCUCAGCUGCAUUAUGAAUGCACCAAUUGCCAAUGUAUGGAGGUGGAAGAAAACCUUCAAGUUACUUCUCCCCACCUGGGUCUUCCAUUCUCAAACUUGGUACCUUGACCUGAUUCUGUUGCCUGUUGAUCAAAGGGAGGGGGGAAGUAUCUGAGAACUAGUUGUUUGAAGACCAUGGUUUCAUGUGAGGAAGCAAACAGUGGUCUGGAUAACCACCAUUUUGUCUCUCCAGAGCCAUUCUCCAUCCAAUCUUCCCUGAUCAGGAAGCCAGGAUUUCUAAGCCUGUGCAGUUGCUGUGAUUUACUUCCGUUAGACUUGAACCCAGGCAAUGCUUCAGCCUGAGCAUGUGUGAAACAAGCAGUUCCUUGGGUGCAACUUGUUUCCUUUGCAGUAUAGGCAGAGUGUCCUUUGACCGUGUUCCUACCAGAGAUGGCUUGUUUUUGGCUGAACCUGGCAAUUUCCUUAUGUAGCUGUGGUGCAGCACUGAUGUUUGCAAGCAUGUUUAUCCAUUGUACACCAGGCCCUUCCUGCAUAAGGGGGGGAUCAGAGUCCUGGGUUCUGGCAGUUAAAAAUUUGCUAAGUGAUGUAUCUAAAAGAAAAUGUUUCAAAAUUGAGUUUGCUUUGCCUGAUCCUAGCAUGUAUAUUGUAGCACCACUUUUAGCUCCUGCCAAGAUGCAGCUCUCUUGCUAAGUUUUGCAACCUCGUCAAGCAUUGUCCAAACGCUUCCUUCACGAUCAUAAGAUCUAGAAACUCUUUCCCCCUUUUCAAAAAGGAAACUUAAGAGACUGUCCCGUGUCUUGCAGUCUGCUCCUCAUUCUGAGCAUGGAGCUAAAACUCGAGUGAGAGCCAUCAUCAGCAAAACGUUUUCUUCCUGCGAGGUUUUGGGGUGUCUCUUUCGAUCCACUGGUGCUGUUUCUGGCAUGGGUGAUCCGGUUGAUCCUGGCAGGUCCAUGUUGGAAAACUGUUUCCUGGAUGCCCCACAAGGUCAGUUUCUAUGUCACAAGGUGGCUGUGCCUGGUGAAAUAGCUUUUGCUGGUUAAAAAGUUGUACAAUCUCAAGGGCUGAAGAGUGCAAACUAUCCUCACCUCAGACAGGCAGCGUUGGGUCACUCAAGUCCCUUUUGGAGGCAGGAUGCUUAGAAAGAGCCUGUUCCAAAGGGGAAUAGCCCAUUCCAAGGUUGGCCUGUUUCAGGAUGAAAUAUUUUGCGCACCCCUGGCCAUGGCCAUUUUGUGUAUUACGUUGCACUGUGGGCAUCUAACAAAAUGGAGGCAGGUACACAGUAACAUCUCUGCCAUUUUGCAGAAGCACUGAUCUGCGCAUGAAACAAUUUUGUGAAGAGCAAAGCAGCUAAUAACGGAUAAAUGCUUUUUUCACAGAAGUGUUGAAAUUUGGGGAAAGACAUUGGGCACGCUGAAAUCGACGAAAUCUGAGAGGCGCAAAAUACAGAAAUUCCAAUUGUUGCCAUGGAAUUGUAGAGUGGUGGGUGUCCUCCUCUUUUUAAAGUAAAAGUUUCAAUUCUCUUUAUAAUACCUGGAAACAAACCUUGACAUGUCUUGGCAACUUAAGCUUAGGAAUUUAGUUUUUCUGGUUCUUUUGUUCUGUUUGUGAGUUGAAUGUAAAUAUACAGUCAUCUCUGUGAUGUUUUCAGUUCGAGGAUCUGUUUUUCUGGGUGGACAGCUUCAUCAUGGGUGGGAUAGAUCCAGAAGGUCCCUGCAGAAGACAAAUUGGCUUCUUGAAUUGGCUUGCCAAGAGUUCUCCUGAAAGUAAAAGAAUCAGGGAGGGGGAAAAAACACCCAACAUUGAAUAGGGUGGGUCUCAACUAAGUUACAAUUGAGAAAGCAAUCAGGUGUGAUCGUAUUUUGCUUCUGAACUAGAGCUGUGGCUGAAUUUGAUCAUGAAUUGAGCAGGAUCAAAUAUGAAAGGUUUGAAUUAUUUCAGGCUGUCUCCUGGAAGUUUGCACACGUGAAAACUGCUUUGAGGAGACAGUGUGUUGGGAGGAGAGAGACCUUUUCCGAUUCACUGCUGAGAGUUCUUUCUCCUCUUUUCCCAUCCUGUAGAUCAGGGUUUCUCAACCUUGGCGACUUUCAGGAGAGUGGAAUUCAACAUGGCUGGCUGGGGAAUUCUGAGAGUUGAAGUCCACCCAUCUGAAAGUUGCCAAGGUUGAGAAACCCUGCUGUAGCUGGUGGAAUAUUUAAGCCUUCCCAAGAUGAGAUGAUACGGUCUAGGACAGCGUUAACUGGCCUUAGGAGCAGUUGAGACUCCAAAACAAUUUUUUAGAAGAUUGUAGUCCACCAGGCUUUAAUCAUAUUGACAGCUUCACUCCCAGGGAGUGAGUUUGGCUAGUGGAGGGAAUCUUUCAGACGUGCAUUCCCUGGUGUGCCUCCCUCCACCGAGCCCAUUACCUCAUGGCAUAGGAGCGCGUGAUAUAUGAACAAGCGCAUGGACCAUUCAUGCACAGCCACAGAAUGAAAGAUGCUCAUUUUGGCUUGCUCGGUUGAUUCCAUCUGUUGGGAGUGGAAGAGAGAGGAGGUAGAACAGGCAAGAAAAGCGACUUCUAACUUCAUAGAUGAAGAAUGUCUUUUCAAAGGCACAACUCCAAAAUUUUAUAAAAUAUAUAUAUUUUUUAAUGUUGAUGGGUGUUCUUCCUGUGAUCCCGUACCUUUGGAAAAACAUUCUUUAGGUCUUGAAAACCAAAAGUAAACAUUCAGAGCACAUAAAAUGUUUUCAGAGAUUAUUUCAGAGGACCGGCUUAGUCCCUUACAGACAUACCAGCAUUUUUAAUAGCCUUAUAGUGUGGAAACCUUGAAUAUAAAAUAAAAGCUUGUGUGUAACCUUAGCUGGAAGAAGAAUGUAGAGAAAUGAACAAAAAUACUACAAUGCCUCUGUGUUUUGGGGGGGGGGGUUGUCUUCUCAAUGGUUGCAGAGCAAGGCCCAUAAUAUUCCUGCACCGUUGUCAAGCCUUUGUACAUGGUAUUGAAAUCAAAACUGGGAAAUUGAAACUCCCAAAAUCUACUCUUGAUACUGUUUCAAUACAGCUUCUAAUAUGUCCAGAAUGUGAAGUUUGCACAUAGGAAAGACAAAAUGAGAAUUAUGAGUGAUAUAUGUUGAUGUUCCUGCUACUUUAGAUGGCAGAAAUUCAGUGAAAACUAUAUAGUAAGGAAAUGUUUUCCUUUCGAUACUCCAUCAUACACACAGUAUCUGAUGCAGAACCUGAGGGUCUUCCAGAUGCAUGGACUUCAAUUUCCAGAAUUCUUGCAAAUGGCUUUUCUGACUGAGAAAUUUGGGAAUUGAAGUCCACCCAUCUGGAGGACCUUCAGGGUGGAGAAAGCUGACUCAAGUCUUUGACAUUCAUCCUGGCCCCUUAACAUCUCAGAAGAACAUUCAGUUCUUGUCAUUCUUCUCCAUGCAACAUUCCCAAAGUCCGUUAACCAUGCUGCUUAAAGAUGAGAGCCAAUUCCAGUGGCGUCUCAAGUGGGUCUUAAAAGGGAUGGUGGGGAAAAUGACAGGUGUGUGGCUCAAAAGAGUCUUACAGCAGGGUUUUCUGUCCCCUACACCUAGUUCACACUUAGCCAUUGGUAGAAGCUCCUUUCCAUUGGCUUCCCUACCUCUUUUGGUUGAAAGUCAGGAAUGGUUCAGAUGUGGCCGUUAUGUGAGAGAGAAAUGCCAGUGCGGGAAGGCCCUGGGCAGUUGGUGCCCAUCUGCUUCUUGACAUGAGGCCUUUGUGUGAUUGCUGGUCUCCUAAAAGGUGAUGAUUUAAUGAAGUGUUCAGAGUGUCCAUAAGUAAUCCAGCAGUCAAAACCUGGCAGUAAUCCGAAAAAAAUAAAAAUUAAUAACUAUAUAUGUGCAGGAGAUGAUAAUGGUUAUUAUUAUUACUAUUAUUAUAAAUGAUAAAAUUGCAGUGACAUUUAUUUCCAUGACUGCUCUGUUAAUGCUGGGACAACCUGUAGAUUGUGAUCCCUCUUGUUGCUGUAACUUUUCAGAUUGAUCCACCCAGGUUCAAUUUUCAGUAUGUUUCUCCAUCUUGAAAAGGCCUCCUCCCCAAAUUAGAUUUCCUUCUGACUUCUUGAGCCACACACACUUUUGACGCAACUCCUUGGGUCUCAGUAGUUCACAAAUGAGGAAUCGAUGCUGAGACCCCUUAACUUUGUUUUUCUCUCCUCUGAGCCCUGCUAAAUUAUUAUGAUGACUUCCGGUGCUUUUUUAUCAGGUCAACAUUUACGUUGGGGUAUGCCAAUGAGAUCUAGAACCUUGACACUUUAUAAUCACGACCCCCCCCCAAAUAAAUAAAUAAAAUGUACCUGUUUUUGCUCAAGUCCUGUGUAAAACUAUGUCUUUUUUAGUAAUCACUUUUUUUGGAGUGGUGAGAGGUUUCUUGAGAAGUGUCAUAAGGUGAUUUUUGCCUCCAGCCACAACAAGAAGGGAAAACUAAAAUAAAAGGCUUCACUGUUUUGUAUGAGA